Messenger RNA from Geodia barretti, 605 nucleotides. The record is from the annotation of a GenBank genome assembly. NCBI's taxonomy places the organism in Eukaryota, Metazoa, Porifera, Demospongiae, Tetractinellida, Geodiidae.
GCCUGGGCAAGGUUUAGUUCAAACUAAGUUUGUUUAGAUUUAAAUAGCAUCUGGAAAAAUUAUAAAGCAUGCCAAUUGAAGAAAACUUCCCUGAAGGUUUGGAACCGAUAGGAAAGAUCCUGCACUCCGACGGCGAGAACUUCCACUUCAUGUGGGGGCCCGGCAGAUCCAAUGCUGAAGCAUUCAGCAACGAGGAUGUCAAGGCAGCCUACGCAGCCAGAGGCGAGGAGCAGGUUCCCCUAGGCGUCAGCGGUACAAUGGUCGCAAUAGACUGGGACUCUUGUGUUGCAGAUGGUGCCUGUAUCGAAGCGUGCCCCGUUCAGGUAUUCCAGUGGUACAGAACCGAGAAGGACAUGCCAGCAGUCGACAUAGUAGGAGAGACGUUUGAUGGUAGCGGAAGCGACGUCAAAGAAGAACGCAAAGACUACACCGACAAAGCAGAUCCGAUCAGAGAGCAUGAUUGCAUCUGGUGCAUGGCAUGCGUAUCGGUCUGCCCUCCCGAAGCGGUCAAGGUUGAUCAAUCCAACCAAGAGGCACAUGAAAAAGCUGCAGGAACCCACGUAGUUAUGCCCAGCGGAGGCGGGAAUCCGCACGCACACGACUAG